Spirometra erinaceieuropaei is the source of this 13003-nucleotide messenger RNA. The record is from the annotation of a GenBank genome assembly. NCBI's taxonomy places the organism in Eukaryota, Metazoa, Platyhelminthes, Cestoda, Diphyllobothriidea, Diphyllobothriidae.
AUGACCUCCGAACAGACAGGAACCCCGGAAGGAACAUCAGGUUCCGGUUCUUAUUGGGGUCUCCUUACAUGCAGUAAAUCCGGAGACUCCAAAUAUUUGUCAAAGGACUACUUCACAAUCGGUUCUGGGCGUGGUAUUCUUGUGGCCUUUUGUGUACUCACUCUAUCUUCAUAGAAAACGAUCUAGUUCUCCCGUUCUCCCACAUCUCGGACACUCAUUUUGCGCUUACGCAAGAUCCGGAUGGACGGGCCUGGCUUUUUGACCUCAGGUAGGGUCCAGUUACCCGACGCAUUUUAUAGACUUGCAGCCAAAGCGGAGUCUUUCUGAAUGGCGAGUCGGUUUUAAACGACGCCAGAGAGCUCCACCAUGGUGACAUUAUCACCACUCUGAAGGCUGCUAAUGCUAAUUCGGCUGAUGGUAAUUUCAACAAUUUGCCAAAGCCAAAAAAUCUCCAGCCUUCACUUUCUUUCUGCCAAAUAGGGACCAAGAAAACUCAGAGGUAGAGAAAGAGAGGGAGGAGAAGGAAGAUAGGUGUAGGAAGCGGACUAGCGUUGCCGUUGACGAUGAUCCGAACAGAGGCAACUGCGGAGACUCCCCGUGUAAAGAGACUGGAGCCCCUCUCAGCUCGUCUGCAAAACGCCCUAGUUUGUCAAAAAAGGCCUCAGUGGACUUGUGCGACCUACUAACUUGCUCAAUCUGUGACGAAAUUAUGUACGAUUGUGUGAGGUUUGUCUUUUCCCCUGGACACCACAUACCUCCAUAGCAUUCAGCCCUGUCUGCACAGCUACUGCCGACACUGCCUUCUACAGUGGCGCACUAAAGAUAACAUUUGUCCCCUGGUUAGUCAGAAACACAUCUUUUCAGCCUCACUGACUCUUUAGUGUCGCUGCAACAUCCUGGGCUACGGCAAGAAUCAUCAAUUGGGCUGUAUAAUUGAUGAAUAUCUUAAACGUCACCCAGGUAUGCUCUGACCAAUUGAAGCUUCUAUGCGUCCUCUCAGAAUCCCAAAAAUCGGCUGAGGAGAAGGAGGCCAUUCGCCGCACCUUGGACUCCCUGCAGGUAAUUUUCCAUUUGCAAAAUAACUCACCUGUUUCACGCCUUUCAGACUGAAUUGCCGACUGCAAACGAUACUGCCACUGCUUCCAACUCGUCGAACGUUUCUGAUGACUCCUCGAACGAAUCGCAGUCUUCCACGCAUCCACCAUCAGCUCCUCGGGCAGCGUAAGUUGUUGCUCUGCAUCUGGCCUUUGUUCCUCCGUACGCCAACCGGAGUUUCGGUUCAGAUAUUAGCAACCAUGCAAGCACUUAAGAGGUCAAAGUCAACUAAGCCGCGUUUUCAUCAUAAGGCCUUACAGCAACGUACGGCACGGUGGGGCAUCACACCAAGUCGCGUUACACCGACGAAACAGAAGCGCAACCCACCGGAACCCUUCCUCCAAACCAUAAUCUCCCCCCCCCCCUUCCCCGCUCGGACAUGCCAAGACACCACCUUUCGAUGCCCCGUCGUGACUUAGCCUACUGUACGAGCCUGAUGUUGGGUAAUCGUAAACGUACGUUCGCCGUACAUGUUUCACAAACCUACGUUGCACCUACGCCGCAGCCCCUUGGUUUUCGAAUUGUCGUGACUACCUGAGGCUCACCACAAAUUUGUUGGAUAUUUUAUGUUAGCAUUGAAGUAGCCAUCGGCAGGAGGGCUGCUUUCUCCAUUUUAAAGCUGCAGAGCCAGCUGCACUAGUCCCCAUCGAGGCUGGAACUGUGACCAUUCCGUCAUUUCGGCUCUGUUUAUUUGACGACCACCUAGCCCCACGAUACUUAAGACGACCCAGUCUUUUAAGAUUUAGGAGGAGCCUCUUGCCGGAUGAAAGAUAGAGGAGAGAAAGAGGGCCCAUUUGCAUUUAAAACACGCAAAAUUCCGUUCCAGACUCUCUCACCCUUGCCGGUUAGACUUUUCGACCAAUACAUUUAACUAUCUUUGUUAAUUGUAGGCGUGUUGACCUUCCCCCACAAAACUGUGACUGGUGCCAGGCCGUGUUAGCAAACUCUGGGUCCACAUGUAAGUCCGGUCUUUGUGUCUCAUAGUUGGCAUACUGUCCUUACUCACACCCGCCUCAUAUGUGGUCAAGCUAUUCAGCAUAGACUUCUCCAGCAGCGGAGAAGCAUUUUUUCGUUGAAGAAAUAAUUAUUCGCCCCGCCUCCCUGUAAGACGUCCUCUGGUUGGUUCCACCACGCAGAUAAAACUAGCGGAAGGUUUAACGUGUCUGCCGAAGGCUUUGGCGAGCUGUCGUGGGCUAUCGGGCUGACAAAACACAACAACCCAGGUCUACCUUGCACGUCAUGAUUCACCGAGCACAGAACAGCCAUGCGACGCGUCUUGGGAAAUUCUGGUCGUGCGAAACCAAAGAUCGGCACGUCCGUGGCACACGUUAGAGGCUUUCAGGCCACCCUUCUGGUCGACUGACAGGCCGCUGAUGCAUGGGAGGGGAUGCAAGAAAGGGGAAGAGGGAAUAGGAGGACAUCCUAGCGGUCGUGACGAGAUAACUAGAUUCAGCUCACUGCAGUCGCCCCUAAAUGUUACCAUCAGUGCACUUUCUCGUGAGAUCCGAGACGCCCUGAAUAAAACCAAUGUUUGGAGCUAGGAAACAGGUCGUGUGUAUGUGGUACACCCCUGUCCUCGCCUCCAAACGUCCUGACUUCAUCUUGCCACCGGGACGCAGUAGGUAUGGAAGGAGAGAGUGAGUGAGGUGGGUGCGACGAAUGUCUGCUUCACCGCUGCGUCCAAUUCGUUGAGCAUAACUUAGCCUCAUCGUUCACGCUGGUCAAACUAUCAUAUGCAUCCAAGUCUAUAACAGUAUGGUCGUAAUCAAAACGGCCACAAUCAUGCGAGUAAGAUAACAUGAGCAAGAUAGGAUGAAGAAAUCAGAAGUUGGGCUUUAUUCAUCCCAUAAUUAACGUAUGAGAACUAAGGUGUGAAAUAGAACAACAUUUAACGAGAUCGAAUUUGACCAGAGCGGUAAGUCAACAUGACAAGAAGUUGCAAAUGGGGCAGUUUUUAUGCCGGGUUUGUCAAGCGGCUUUGUACGGGGCCUGUUGAUCUGCUGAUCGUCGGUUGUAUCCUGUUCAUCCCUGUUCCGAAUUCUUGGUAGGAGUGUAGACUACUUCGCCAGUGCAUCCAUACAGGUCGAGUUUGCUAGGCUCCCUGACCGACUAAACAAGCCUGUCGUCUUCUCAGUUGUCAUACCAUCAUUACUGCCCUGCAAAAUUGCCGUUUCACUCCCGCGAGCACAAUAACGACGACAAUCUAUUCCAGGUCGUAGUCACAUUGCCUGCGCCUGCUGCAAUCGCAGAAUGCCUUCGCCGGACACCACAAUUGCCGCUAGUCUGCCCCAGUCUACUUGCUGCCUUUGCGCCCGUUCUUUCUGUGCUCUCCUCUGCACCCCACCCGCCACCUGCCUGUGCAAUUCUUCAUCUUGCGUUGGGACCCUUGACGGUGAGUUCCACAGACCGCGUGCCUGCCUUCACUGACUCCGCCCCCCCGCCCUGAUUUUACCUAUGAUCUUUCCCUAUGUACCUGAUCGACAUUAGCACCCAUGCGAGAUUCAAGCCGUCCGUAUGAUACAUGCAGUGGAAACCAGGUCGUGUGUGUGGCACGCGAAGACGGGCUGCUUGGCUUUGUCAGCCACUUCUCCCGUCCCCACCUCCGGCCGUCUUGGUAUUACCUCGUCAUCAGUGCCAUGUGAGUGAGGGUGGAGAAAGAGAGAGAGCGCGUAGAUGCAACGCAAGCCACCACUCACUCCUUGGGGCACGCAGUGGAAGUCGUCGCUUGCGACGGUCCAGCUGUCAUCGCGACGCCUGACUGACGUCCAAAAGGUUGUCGCGACAGCAACCAAGAGAGCACAUAAUUGCGUUCAGAAUACAACGUGAUUGGAGUGGGGGAAUAGUCUUAAAAUUGCAGAUAAACGCGUACCAAGCAGGUGGGAUCCGGCCGCCCAGUUUACUGGCUAGCACUCGUCCGCUGACGUGGUAGGUGAGGCCUUUGUAAACCCCAUAAUGGCGUAGUCGUAUCUGUGGACAAUUUACUUGGUAGCAAAUGCCCUAUUAUGUUUGUGCCUAAUCUUUCGUACUCCAAACUCGGUCAUGUCUGGUCCAGCCGACCUUAGUUACAGUAGGUGGCGUAUCACAUGAAGUGCCAACCGAAAUUCAGAAAUAUGUUUUUCGUUAGAUAAGAUUACUCAGAUGCGGUUGUAAUACUGAUUGUCAUGCAGCAAAAUCCCAAGAUAUUUCGGUCAAGCAUGGAUGCAAGCUUUUUAACGCGCUUUCCCCGGCCGUCUGCAUAAACUACACUCUGUCGAAGAUGACUUUUUUAAGUAGUACGAUUUCCUGAUUGGUUCCCGAUGCCUUUGUAGAUUCAGCUAUAUUUUAUAGAGAGCAUGCGCAUAAAUAUCCUCAUUUGGCAGCACUUUAAGUCUUCUUUGAAUCUUUUAUUCAAAGAAGGGGUAUCUUUCGGGCCAAGCAUGAUCACAACCGUAUCAAGUACAAAUAAAUACAACGAUAGACCAGUUUCAAAAUUGUUGGAGAAACUAGAUAAACGUCUUAAAAGCGAACGGUAUCCCUUCUUCGACAUCAGCAUUUGAAUAAGACGUAGUUUCCUACAAAAUGAGUGCAAUAAGAGGUAUUUUUCUGCAUUUUCUAGAAAGUUUGUUUUAAUUUGUAAGUGCAUCGUAGCUCAAACGGUAGAAUUCAUACAACUUGAGUAGCCACCUUUAUCAAGUAUGGUUUUUGCAGUCGGUCAGAAGAAUGCUCAAUCAUAAGCCAGCAUCCUGAACUGGCUGAAUAUCUUAGGAUUAUGUUGCACGAUAUUCACCAUUAUAAGUCCGCCUGAGUAACCCUAUUCGUAAACAAAUCUUCAAAUUUCGAUUAAAAUACGCCAACUACUGUACGUCUCGUGUAGCGUCCUCCCAUACGACUCUGAGCCUGGUGAACCGGACGAAGAGCAUGUCUAAACCACCUCAACCGCCCUUAUUGGAUAGUCGAAGAUGCCUUUGUAACGCUGCGCAUCGACCAGGGGCCACUUCACCCACAGCAAAGUUGAUCCCACACUCAAAGGAUCGUCCCCUGUCAGUGGUUGUCAAAAGCUGCCACACCCCUUGAUCCACAACAAACACUUGACCAGGAUUUUAAACCAAAAGUGGGGGUACGGCAGGAAUCCCAAUUGGCGUGACGUGAGCCUGCAACCGGGUCUGCCACUGCACCCCGAAUGUUGGCAUUUGUUAUGGGUGUGCCUACCGGACUCCGAUCCAGCCGGCUGUGCUGGUCCAACGUGGACCGUUUUGGGGGCACAAGGCGACCGACCAGUGGACGUUUCGCCUGUUGGGAAGUUUUCACUGGCAAAGACACGGACACUGGAAUGGUCAUACCUGGCGCAUUUGCAGUCAUUAGCUCGUGACAUCGCAAUCCGACACCCGACAUGUGGACCACGAGUUAGUUGAUCGUCGAACGAUGCUCUCGGUCUCUAUGGUAAGGAACCCGUGUCAUGUUGGCUGAGAUCGGCCAUAUUUGGCCGCUUGAAAGUGGUGUGCACCGAUGUAUCCUGAAUGCAGGACGGACCACACUGAAACAGACACAGGGACCAAAUUAGACUACGGUACGCGUUAACUAGGCCGCGCAGAAUCGGCGCAUUUCAUAACAAAUUGUGCGCAUUUGGAGGGGCGGUGGCAGGACUGGGUGAAGCAUUCACGCCACACCAGCCGUUUUUAUCCAACUCCAAAAUCAGGCGGCCAACUGACUUGGACUGGUGCAUGAGAGGAUGAAGAAAAAGUGAGAUAGACACUACGAAAUCCUCUCGCGCAGCAUCUCAGCCCAUUUCUCACCGUAAAAAGGUCUGAUCCGCAUAAAACUAUCACGACGCACGCAGUCCUCAGGACUCAUUAAGGCUCAUUUUGAAUGUGGCUUCGAUGGCGGUUGCACUUAAAUGUGACCUGGGCCGCUCCUUGCUCCUGUAAAAACCCGGUUCAUUGCUCGCGGAUUAGAUCGGGCUUGACAUGCGUAGCAAGGCCGUGUAGCUUUGUAAGCUGCUCUAUCCGAACCCUCUGGUCCCCAUGACGUUGUAUUACCACUGGACCAAGGCGGUAGAUUGAGGAGCGAGUGCGGCAGAUGCUGCGCAAGCCUGCAAUCAGUAUAAAUUAAUUCACGCCCAAGUCACUCCCCCCCUCCAUUCUUUGCGCUGUGCGGCGCAGGGCGGAGUUCGCCGUUCGCGACGUCGGACUGCCGUAUGUCCUUAUCUACUAGUUUAACCACCAACCGUUUGUAGUCCUCAAAUUAACUGGGUUUGGAUGCCUCUACUGCACGCAAAUAUGGGCGACUUUUCUUUCUAAUCUCAUUUUUUCGACUCACAGACCUUCGCGUGGAACUGCCUCUCCCGAACCCACUGCUUUUGUGGAAUCCUGUCGAAUCGAGCUUUGUUUUGGUGAGUUACUGGUACUAAUGUUAAUUUUGUCCUUCCCGUGGAUGCUCUGUCAAGACUGAGAAAUACUGUCUUACCACCCAAUUGGUGAAUCCGUUAAUAUUUCUUGCCCAAAGACGUAUAGACGAAAUCUCAUGAAAUGUUGACAAAAAUUCCGAAGUGUUAGUUCAGAUAGCAUAAUGACUCCUUAUGAAGUAUACAAGGUAGCCCACAUCUGUUGCUAGCUUUUAUGCACCUAUAAGUAUUCUUAUUAGAAUAUUUUAAACUCUGGUUUUCCCUAGAUGGAAUUUUCAGGGUAUUGAGAGCCUUUUUUCAAAAAGUUUAAGAAGUCGCGACGGGUUCUCGCCGUCAAGGAGGCCCAAUUCGUCGAUACAAGGAUACCCUGAAGUCCUCCCUGAAAUGCCUGCAAAUCAACCCCACCAACUGGGAGGAGCUCGCACUCGAUCGACCGACCUGGAGGAGGACAGUGAAGACAGGCGCUGCGAUCUACGAAGCCAACCGCAUCGCUGCCGCCAAAGCGAAACGUGAAGCCCGCAAAUCACAACUUCGCCCAGUAAGCAACGCCGCCGCACAACCGCUUCCAACGUGUCCUCGAUGUCAACGGACAUUCCGGGCUCGAAUCGGACUUGUUGGACAUCUUCGGAUUAACUGCGCCUCUCGAACGGCACCAACCAUCGUCCCCCCGCCUGCCCUCCCUCCUCCUCUCCGCCGCCAACUAACCCACCACUUCCAUCAUCCUCCUCAUCCUCCUCCUCCUCCUCGCCCACUGCUCCAACGGCGGUCGCUCAGGCGACUGUCCCACGCACAGCAACCGACACUACCACCACCUUCCCCGACUCCAGGGAUGAGGAUCAGGACUACACCUGCCCUCACUGCGACCGUACUUUCACCUCACACAUCGGCCUGGUCGGUCACUUGCGAAUCCAUCGCACAGAGCCUGGCGAACCAGUGCCUGGAGCACUAACCUACACCCACCGCACUCGCCUCCACUGCCCACACUGCCCUCGCACCUUCACGCAUCGCAUGGGCCUUUUCGGCCACAUGCGCAUCCACGAGAGCGGCCUUGACCGCACUCCCGACACACCCACUACAUCCAGCACAUCCACCGUGCACACCCCCACUCUCGUUCCAUCCGUCCGCGACACCACCACCACCACCACCACCGCCUCCUAUGUAGCUGACACCGACACCGCCGACUUCUCAUGCCCACACUGUCCACGCACAUUCACCUCACGCAUCGGCCUGGUCGGUCACUUGCGAAUCCAUCGCACAGAGACUGGCGAACCAGUGCCUGGAGCACCCACCUAUACCCACCAAGCUCGUCUAAACUGCCCACACUGUCCUCGCACUUUCAGGCAUCGCAUGAGCCUAUUCGGCCACAUGCGCAUCCACGACGACCUGCGGUAGACAACCGCCGGCCACACCACACAUUCACUCACUCCCUACCUCCUCCACCACCACCAUCACCCCACCAGAAAUCAACACUCACACACCUCAUGCACCCAACUGCCAUCUCUCACGCAAGUGGGAAGUGUGCAUCUCGACUCGGUCCCCAUGCGGCUUCGGCUGCACGGGUGACUUGAGUCCGAGGCUAUCCCGACACGUCAAGUGUCGUGGAUAGGAAGGUUGCUGAUUGAGGCCCGCUCUCGGUUCACGCAGUUCGUCGCGUUGUGUGUGUGUGUGUGUGUUGUGUGUAGUGGUGGACUGGUGGGCUGGGGACGAGCUGAAACAGCACCUUUCACGGCCCUCUCACGCAAGUGAGAGACACGCCGUUCAACCCCGUUGUGUGAAAUCCUGGUGUUUGUGUGUGUAUGGGGGGCCAGGUCGUGCUGUGGCGCGCGCAGACAUGGUCAGUCGACCAUGUCAGCCACCGCGCCCAUUCCCCACUCCAGUCUUCUGACCGGCUCGGACAGCGGCUGGGGUGUGGGGAUGGGAAGGGAGAGUGAGGUCGACGACUCAGCGCACUUUCUCCUCACUAUAAACAAUCUGACGCGCUUGAAGCUAUCACGGUGCGCUAAAAGCCGUGGCUUGGAAGGUUGCCAACUGACGGGGUACCUUGGACCUCCUCCUUCACUGGAGGCGGUCUGAGAGUCAGGCUGCAAUGGCUCCUUUUUAAUGUGGCCUUUAUGGCAUUCCCACCACAGUGUGGGAUCCGAGCCAGGCGUUGGCGGCACGCCCAGGUGCGGCUUCGGCCGUGCCAGCCUCCAAAUCUCUGUUGUGUUGGUUGAAAUCCUGGUUAUUGCUGUGUGGACCAGGGGGUGUGGUGGAACGCCAAGGUGAGGAUCCGUCCGAGCCAUCCACCUGCGGCCUCCCUCGUCUCCGGUCUUCUUGACUCUGUCUUGACACCGGGUCCAGGCGGGGGAGGAGGAGAGAGUGUAGGUAGAUGCUACGCACGUCUACCGGCACUAUAAACCCCUGCGUAAGUCACAGUCCCUGCUCCCAUUGCUGCUGCAACUGUGGGGCACACGGUGGACAUCAUCGAAACCGAUGGUCGAACUGUCAGCAACCUCCGCCGACGCCGUAACGCCACCACCACGGACAGGAUGGUGAUCAUGCACCAGCCGUCGCAUUACGUCCAGCGGCACCCACCUCCACACAGUGAAUAAAUUCACUCAUUUGGGCAGCACAUUCGCGCGGCACCAAAAUCGAUAAUGAAGUUGCGCACCGGAUCUCCCAAGUCAGCCGGAGGUUCCGCCGGCUGCAAGCCUUGGUGUGGGGUCGCCAUGGUUCCGUCUCACUGCCAAGGUGGAAAUGUUAAAGUUUUAAUCUUGGAGUGGGCACCUGGACAGUUAACGAGAAACAAGUGAAGAAACUUAACCACUUCCCUUGUUUAAUUUCCGAGGAAAUUAAUGCGCGAACUUGGAGUAACUCUUUCGAAACAGGCCUUUUCAGGCACGGUCCGAAAUUUGAUAUGAAUAUUUGAGCUGAAAUCCAUCAGCUACUGCGGAAUAACCGCUUAGUACGGUAAAUUAUUGCACAACGUUAACCACUUCCACCUCGACUGCCUCCGAGGAAUGCUUAAGCUGACAUGGAAAGACAGGAUUUCAUACACUGUAGUCCUUAUGUUAUUACCGACAAAGACAAGGGAGACUGGAAUGGCCAUUUCUGGCUUAUUAGCCGUCGUCAGCCAGUCAUGCCCAACCCCGAAUUGUGAAAUACCUGAGACUCGAACUCGCGACCUGUUAGUUAGAAGUCCACGUUUCUAACCACUGGGCCACGAGCCCGUUGCCCUAUCGGUUUCAGUAGUCCUUGGAAGAACCAGAAUCCUCAGCAUUCACGCCCUGUUGAUGCAAAUUCAACUGCACUGAAGCGGCCACCUCGCGAGGAUGGAUGACGAGCGUCUGUCCAAGCGGCUCUUUCACGAUGGUUUCAUUACGGGUGUUCGUCGAUAAGGAAGACAAAACGGACGCUACAAGGAGACACCUCGAAGAACUCUCUCAGGCACAUACUAAUCUACCUGGUGACCUAGAAAGACCUUAACCAGGACCGACUGGCUUGGAAAAGAGCUUCGAAGGCAGGAAUAGCAAUUUACAAAGCAAACUGGAUCGCCGCUGCCAAAGCCGAAAGAGCAGCUCGCACGCCUCAAGCUUCUCUGACCCACAAAAUGAAGACCUAACUUCCUCCAACAUGCCCACACUGCCAACGAACAUUUCGCGCAUGGAUCAACCCCGUCGUUCACCUCCGAACCCGUUGCAAAAACAGUGCGACAACUCCAUCUGCUGCCGCCUCAAAUACUUCCUAUCGUCACCGUUGUACCAACUUUCACCGCAUCCACGACAACAACUACUAUAAUCGCCACCUAUGACUACACUCCUCUUACCUCGACGCCUCAGCUGACGUUGUCGACCCUUACCGCUUUAAUCCCCUCCGCAACGUCCGUAACGGCUAUUACUAUCUCUCCAUCUCCCGUCAAGCACCAUCAGAAGUGUGGACUGGACCUCAACCUGUCUUUAUUACGAUCACACCUUUAUUUCACACGUCUGCCUGAUCGGUCACUGAGGCCUUCAAAGUCCCAAAAUACACUCGUCGCAUCCGCCUCCACUGGUCGCACUGCCUACGCACAUUCACUUACCACAUGAGCUUAUUCGGCCACACGUGUUACACCACAGCCGAAUUCACCGCAAUAUCGGCUCGCCCAGCACACUUUACAACCCAGCAACUCUGCCCCUCCAACGCGGCGAAUAGCGGCAGCAUCACAACCACGAUUGACUCAGCAGCUCUCCACCUAUCCUACCCAUACUGUUACCGCACAUGCGCGUCGAACAUCGGCCUGGUCGGUCACUUGCUAAUCUAUCCCACAGAGCCCGUCGAGCCGGUGCCUAGAGCACCAACAUACACCCACGUCAACUGCCCGCACUGCCCACGCGAAUGAAUCCAUGGCGUGGCCCUACUGGGCUACAUGCCCAUCCAAAAAAAGCCUGUGACAAAAUGCCGCCGGCCAAACUUCAUCAUCACCGACAACACACGCACCACAAACGAAUCUUUAUGUCGUUAUCCACCAGAAGCAGGGAAACGGCACCUCUCAUGCAAGUAGGAUUCAUGCUAGUUGGCUUCUCCUUCGUGUGGCCCUUCUGCUAAUCUAUCGUCACGUUUGAUCCGAGCAACCCACCCGCAUUCUGUGAAAUCAUGGUGUGCUGUGUGGCAGGCAGGGUCGCGUAUGUGGCUCACGCAAGCGGGCUGUUUAGCUUCAUCAGCCACUACGACCGAUCCCGCAACCGGUCAUCUUGAUUCUAUCUUGACACCGGGUUCAGGUGUUUAAGGGGAGAGUGUGGUAGAUGUAGCGAAGAUCUGCUAUCACUAUAAACAAAUUCACGUGCACGUCACCUUACCUGCGCCCUUCCUUCUGUGGAGCACACGGUUGACAUCGUUGAGUCCGACGGUCGCACUUUUGUUAUACCUGAUGUGUGCGGGGACAAUAGAUUUAGCGAAAACGCUCGUUGGCCAAUUUAGAAAAUUAGUUUCGGAUCGUGCAUGCACGUUUUGGUAAUUUCUUAUCAGGCCAACACGAUCAUAUGACUCCUUUUAUGCCCAAGUAGAAGCGUGCUGAAAAUUUCGAUUGGCUGGAUGUCUUUUCCGAGCCAGGAGGAGUGGGUCCACAUCUCCGACAGGCAAUUUCGAUCGGUCGCCGUACUACGACCACUUUUUGGGCACAGCAACUGCGCCAAGUUGCGUAAUCAGUCUUCCGGGCUACUGGGCGCUGCUUCCCUGAGUUGAUAGUUCAACAGUAUUUGGUAGAGUGCCAGAAAGAUUGGAAUCCACAUAAAAUCACAACUUACUCUGCUUAUCGGACGUAGGACCGGGUUUGAGGGGGGGAGGGGGGCCUGUGAAAGUGGACACUCAUUUCACCUCUUUGUGCAACCGGGUGCCAAACCCGUGAAGACGGGUUGCCCGUUAGUCUAGCUGCUGGCUACCCGGCGCGUCCGCCGGGUUUUCUCAAGUCUUCGGAAAUGCCUAUGGAAUCGAUGUGACCUUUCCAUCGCCACUACGGUUGUGAAUGCUGGGCUUUGCGCCUGGAGGACGAGCGAAAACAGGAGGUAUUUGACCACCACUGCUUGAGGGCCAUCCUUCGAGUGAAGUUCACCGACUUCGUCUCAAGUGAUACAGUCCGCGCUCGCUGCGACAACAUCGCAAGUAUAACUCAGGCCAUCCAAGAAAGACGACUGAAGUGGUUCGGGUACGUUCUUUGUCGUCCAUCUCAGGAGCCCAGUGUUACUGCCCUCGAUCCGGCACCGUUGCCCCAUUGGAGGCGUGGAAGAGGGGGUCGGUUCAAAACCUGGUUCGACAGAGUUCGUCAAGACAUGGAGGUGGUUCUUGGACCUUCGGUAUUCGGUCUACGUCGUUGGCUAAAGGAAUGGGUUGAGCUGUCCAGAUCUGCUGCCGCGGAUCGUCACGCGUGGAGAGGUACAGUUUGUGACAUUAUCGAGGCCGGCUAGAUCAGGCAUGAUCGCAGCCGUAUCAAGUGUAAGUAGUAAGUAAGGCGGACUUCACUUAAUUUCUCCUCGCGUAUAGCCAUUUCUUCUACCUUUGUAGGCAAUGUGGCUACUCGUGGGUGUGACUUUUCGCAAGGCCCAUUGUUUGCCUCUUCUCCCGGUUUUUAAACUUUGCGGUAUUUUUUGCUUAUUACGGACUGGCCUUGUGGUCGCCUUUCUGCGCAUGCCUCAUCAACUACGUAUGACAUUCAUGUGUUGUUAAACGACUGUUUAACAGGCCUACCUGGCGCGACAGAACAUCGCACAUCAGGACUUCCUGGCGAUCCUGCUGCAGAACCUACCCACGCUGACUUCUCACCGAUUCAACGACGGACUGAAUGAGGACUCUCUUGCCACGGUAGAUUUGACGAGCAAGAUGUGCAGGGCUUGCCGUAGGUCCUGUCUCAGCAGACUCGUCUACGCCUGGCGUCUUAACCUGCCCCAGGCCGCAGUUAGUCAGAACUGGCCGCAUCGACCCAACUGCUACUACGGUCGUAAUUGUCGAACUCAGGUCAGCAGUUUGACGCACGCUCAACGGUACAACCACUGCUGUGAACAGACACGUUUCACCUAG